GUAUACCAACAAGGAAAGGAAAUGAAACUUAAGAGAUGAAGUUAAUGAAGAUUACAGGUAAUACCCAAUUUAGUAGAGAGACACGGUACUGUAGUUGGUUGUCAGUAAUAAUUCUUGUAGCCUAUCAGGUGGCCUGAUCACAUAUGAAGCAACAAGAAGAGUUAUCAUUGGAGGGAUAUUCUCAUGUUUCUUCUUGGCAUGCCUGACGUCAAGCAGCUUGCAUAUCCUGUCUUCUUCUGUAUGGAAUCUCUUAGCUUUCUCCAAUGACCGGUAAAAGCAAACUUAGAGAUUGACAAUUGGCUCGUGUAAAGUUAAAGGAUGAUAAAAACCAUAGAAAGAAAGAUUGUUUUCCUUACAGGCUACGGCUUAAUAAUUUAUGACAAAAGGCCAAGCUGAAGCUGAUUGAAGCACAUGUAAAGGAGUAACGUAAUUCUACAGCCUAUAUUGUUUUAAAAAACUAGGUACCAAAGUUUUGGUUAAAACAAUUAUAUGCUAUCCCUUGUCACCUCCGCGUGUUGGGAACUUAGAAAUUAUAUAGGUUUAGAUUUAUAUGGGCACAAGAGAGAGAACUGAAACAAUCUUUAGUUAUGGAGAAACCGCUGCAGAAGCUUCUAAUACAACAUUUCAGUCAUGAACAUCUAUUAGAACGUAGACUGUUUCCACCUGAAGGAAACUGCAUCUGCUUUGGCUGCAAACUCCAGAUAUUGCCUGGCAAGCAUGGUUACCGGUGCAGAAAAUGCCCCUUUUAUCUUCACCAAGUGUGCUACAGCAUGCCUCAAAAGAUUCAGCAUCCAGUUGAUCCAAAUCAUCACCUCACCCUCCUUGCCAUGCCAUCAGACUUUGACAAGGCCAUUGACUGCAAGGCAUGUGAACAGACUAUCGCUGGAUUUUACUACAACUGUGCAACAUGUGGUACUUUCUACCAUAUGUUGUGCUUAGCAACUCCUCUAUCUGUUAAGCUUCCUGUCCAUCCUCACACACUCAAACUUGAAUUUUCCCCACCCUACAAGUUCCAGUGUGAUUUAUGUGACAUGCCCAGUCAUCGUGGCUGGCUUUAUCGAUGUGGCUUCUGUGAAUUUGAUGUCCACAUUUCUUGUGCCAUCAUGGAUUCACAAGCUAUGUUGCAAUUGCAGCCACAGACCAGAGUUUUAGAAAUCGAUGGAAGAACAGAUGCUGAUAGUAAGCGCCACGAAUUGAUGGCCUUAGUAUUGAAGGGGAUUGCAGGCUUGCAGGGUCAAGAAAAUUUUCCAAGUCAAUCAGAAUAUUAUCAACCAAGUCCACUGUCAGAGUAUGCUCCAACUCCAAGUUUUCAACUCAGCGAAGCAUGUUUCUCAAUAGAUAUUGAAAGAUCAUUUAUACAUGAUGGUCUGGAAAGCAAAGAAGCAGAUUUCCAUCUGGUGCAGCUUCAGGAAUCUAAAGAAACAAAGAAAAUUGGCUAUGUUGUUUUAACCAAAGGAGAUGUCCACGAUCCAAAGCAGCCUAAUCCAGUGGUUACUCCGGCUAAAAAUCCCUCAGAUGGUUCUCGUAUUGGAACUCCACAAAAAGGUCAAAAGCCAGCAAAUUCAUCUGCCAUUAGUUCUCAUGUUUGGGUGGAAUUAGGCCAAGAAAAUGCUAAAGCAAAUGCAUCAAAUGACAACGCAGGCCUUGUACAUCAGACCCAAGAACAAGGUCGUUGGUGCUCAUGCUGGUAAAAGCUCCUCAUAUUUCAGUAGUUUGUGAUGGGAAUGGGCAAAAUUAACCAAGAAGACCAUGUUCGA
This is a messenger RNA of Coffea eugenioides, 1757 nucleotides long. RefSeq lists its product as uncharacterized. The coding region runs from base 588 to 1691 and encodes 367 amino acids. The record is from RefSeq and is a predicted model, not a curated record. The transcript is spliced from 2 exons. Lineage: Eukaryota; Viridiplantae; Streptophyta; Magnoliopsida; Gentianales; Rubiaceae.